Molecule: messenger RNA, 1832 nt
Organism: Tachysurus vachellii
Lineage: Eukaryota; Metazoa; Chordata; Actinopteri; Siluriformes; Bagridae
Gene: actl6a
Product: actin-like 6A
Exons: 14
Coding region: 177-1466 (429 amino acids)
Biological process (GO): regulation of transcription by RNA polymerase II; nervous system development
Cellular component (GO): NuA4 histone acetyltransferase complex; SWI/SNF complex
Molecular function (GO): chromatin binding
Source: RefSeq, a predicted model, not a curated record
GCUGUACUUUUGAGUUCCGGUAUUGUUCACCAAAGAGGAAGAUGUCCGUCGCGUUUCCUUUGUUGUGAUGAAUUCCAUAUUAUAAAAUAAGAAGUCAAAAUUGAGUAUUUUUUAUCUAAUUAGAGGAGGUUUAGUUAUAUUUGUAAUAAAUAAAUCAACAUCUACCGUUGUCUAUAAUGAGUGGAGGAGUGUAUGGUGGGGAUGAGGUGGGUGCACUGGUGUUUGAUAUCGGUUCCUACUCUGUGAGGGCUGGCUAUGCUGGUGAGGACUGUCCCAAGGCUGACUUCCCCACCGUAAUUGGUGUGACUUUGGACAGGGAAGAUGGCACUACGCCAAUGGAAACGGACGGAGAUAAAAGCAAGCAAAGUGGAACAACGUAUUACAUUGACACCAAUCAGCUCAGGGUGCCGCGAGAAAACAUGGAGGUCAUGUCACCUCUUAAAAAUGGCAUGAUUGAAGAAUGGGACAGCUUUCAGGCCAUUCUGGACCACACCUACAGAAUGCACUUCAAAUCCGAGCCUAGCUUGCAUCCUGUGCUGAUGUCAGAAGCCUCUUGGAACACACGAGCCAAGAGGGAGAAGCUGACGGAACUUAUGUUUGAACAUUACAACAUCCCUGCUUUCUUCUUGUGUAAAACAGCUGUCCUGUCGGCAUUCGCAAAUGGACGAUCCACUGGUUUGGUGUUAGACAGUGGUGCGACGCACACAACUGCUAUUCCAGUGCAUGAUGGUUAUGUCCUGCAACAAGGUAUUGUCAAAUCCCCACUCGCAGGUGACUUCAUGAGCAUGCAGUGUAGAGAGCUUUUUCAGGAAUUAAGUGUCGAAAUCAUCCCCCCAUACAUGAUUGCAUCAAAGGAUUCAGUGCGUGAAGGUUCACCAGCCAGCUGGAAGAAGAAAGAGAAACUACCUCAAGUUACUCGCUCAUGGCAUAACUACAUGUGUAACACUGUUAUUCAAGAUUUCCAGGCCUCAGUCUUGCAGGUUUCAGAUUCACCUUAUGAUGAACAGGUGGCUGCGCAGAUGCCGACUGUUCACUAUGAGCUCCCCAAUGGCUACAACUGUGACUUUGGAGCUGAACGACUGAAGAUUCCUGAGGGGCUUUUUGACCCUUCUAAUGCAAAGGGUCUGUCUGGAAACACCAUGCUGGGAGUAGGCCAUGUUGUGACCACCAGUGUGGGCAUGUGUGACGUUGAUAUCCGACCAGGUCUGUACGGCAGCGUGAUAGUUACUGGAGGAAAUACUCUCAUCCAAGGAUUUACAGACAGACUAAACAGAGAGCUGUCUCAGAAGACACCACCGAGUAUGCGCUUGAAGUUAAUAGCCAACAAUACCACCCUGGAGCGCAGGUUCAGCGCCUGGAUCGGAGGAUCUAUCCUGGCAUCGCUGGGAACUUUCCAACAAAUGUGGAUUUCCAAGCAGGAGUAUGAGGAAGGAGGGAAGCAGUGUGUAGAGAGGAAGUGCCCUUGACCAACUACAGCAGUUUUUUUCUUUAAAUAAAAAAAUAUCUUCUGGUAGAAAAGGCCGCCUUAGUGGACUCAGGAAAAUAAAGGACACUUGUGCUGAAAUGAUACAGUAAUUAGCUCUGCUUUCUUAUAUAUUUUUUUUUUAUAACUGUAAUUGUCAUAGUUGUGUUCUUUUCUAUACUCAAGUGUUUGUGUGUCACAUCAAUUCAGAGAAAAGAUUCAAUUCUUAUUUGGCACAUUUACAAGUAAAAUAUGAUCCUCCAUCCUUCAAGUUAGCUGCAGAGAAAAUGAAAGUAACCAAUAUAUAUACAGGAAACUUCGUGUUUUUAAUCAGUGAUUGGCUGUUUUGAAAAUAAAGAUUUUUGUGACA